AUGGCGAUCGCGGCGGUGAGAGACGCCGCAGUGGCUCGCCCCGCCGUAACGCUCGCACGAAGAAAUGCCCGUUCAUCUUCCGCUUCAUCUCGGCGCUUCUCCGGUGGCAGACGGCCGCCGGGGCUGUUCGCUUCCUCGCUCGCACCUUCUCCUCGCUCGGGCAGAUCUCCAUGUUCUGCUGCGGCUUCGGAUGGGAGGAGAAUGCCCUCCUCUCCGUCCGGCGAAUAUCCCGCCGAACUUCGUGAUCUCCAUGUCCGCCGCAUGGUGGAGGCCUUCGAUCCCGGCGUCCCCUUGCCACAGGCUUUCACCCCCCCCAGCUCCUGGUAUCGCGAUCCCUCUUUCCAUAACCUAGAGUUCGAACGCGUCUUCCUACGAGGGUGGCAGGCUGUAGGUAAUUCCGAGAUCUCCAGGAACGCUUUCCCUGUCUGCGCUGUGCGUGAUCCUCGGGGCUAAUUUAUACAGAGUCGGCGUCUGUGAACCGAUGAGUUUGGCUAAGCUUUUUUGACUGAAACCCAUUUAUCGAGCUUUGUCCGCCUGCAAUUACUUGUCUUUUCCCCGGAGUCGAUUCGUUUGAGUGAGACUCUUGAGCUUUCCUCAUCGAUUUCAUUCGAAGCUGCUGCAACUGCCUGCUGCUUCUGUGGCUUUCGCAACAGACGGCGGAAAUCCCGUAGUCUGAUGCCUCCGUUGCUUUUCCAUUGUCGGCGCUCCAGGGUACGUCGAGCAGAUCCAGAAUCCGCACGAGUAUUUCACUGGAAGGUAAUAUCUCUUGUUGGCACCCCCAAGUGCUCAUCCGACUUCAUCUCCACUGUCCACCUUCCUCUACAUAAGCGCCUGAAAGUUAUAAAAGUUGCGUCUUUUCUCUUCUCUUCUCUUCACGUGGGAGAGAUUUCAGCUCUUCUCCGAUCGAUUAGCUCGUGAUCACCUCUUCUCUGGCUGGUCGGCUUCGCCGUCUAAUCUUGAACAGAUUACAUAGUGUUCAGCCGCAGUAGGAUCUAAUCGGCUUUCUUACAUACCAGACUGGGAGAUGUGCACUUCGUGGUGUGUCGGGAUGCGGAAGGGCGCCUCCGUGCCUUCCACAACGUCUGCCGCCAUCACGCUUCUCUGCUCGCUCGAGGCACCGGACGGAAGCUGUGUUUCGUCUGCCCUUACCAUGUGAGCCCCCUGCGCUCAAAAUCCUAUCCGAGCAAUCGUAACCCUGAGGCUCGCCUCACAUGCCGACCCCUAACUUGCUAGAUAUUACCUGGUGUGGGCAUUUCUCAGUAGUCUUGGUGUACGCUUGAUAGACUGAUAAUCUCCAUGUAGGGGUGGACCUACGGACUGGACGGAGCGCUGCUCAAGGCCACGCGAGUCAGUGGGAUCCAAAACUUCAGCGUGGACGUAUGGAGUAGCACUUCAUGAGCUCUCACCUAAGCCAUCAUUCGCUUCUCCUUGCUCCCUUCCGUGAGGAAUACAUACCGCCGAUCGUCUUCUGUGAUGGUGACAGGACUUUGGUCUUAUUCCGUUGAAUGUUGCUACGUGGGGGCCGUUCGUACUGGUCAACAUGGACGAAGACAGCCCGGCUCAGGUGGAAGCUGAAUGGCUAGGAAGCUGCUCGGAGAUACUCAGGAGUGGGCUCGACUCCUCGCUGAAGCACGUCUGCCGACGGGAGUAUGCCAUUGAAUGUAACUGGAAGGUUGGCCCCCUCAUGAGCUCAAUCCAACCCCGUGCUUUGUAGUUCAUCAUGGCGUGAUUUUUACGUCCCUCCGUCCGUCUGAGGCAAGGUCUUCUGCGACAACUACUUAGACGGGGGCUACCACGUUCCUUACGCGCAUGCGGGUCUCGCGUCUGGCCUCGACCUCGACUCCUACACGACCAGCGUAACUCUUUCUUCUGCUGCUGCCGGAUCUUGUUUCGUAGAUUAUUCUUCAGAGGAUCGUCCUGCUCGAUGCAAAGCCGUCAUCCUUCCAGUUUGAUGCAAAGCGUCUCCGAGAUAACCGAUUCGCUUCCGAUUCGUCUGCAGGUUUUUGAGAGGGUAAGCAUACAAGAAUCCAGAAUCGCCUCGACGGGGGGGGAUGAUCUCGGCCGGCUAGGUUCCAAGGCGCUGUACGCAUUUGUGUACCCCAACUUCAUGAUCAACAGGUGACCCGCGGCUCACCGAGGUUGCUGUCGAUCGCCGCGCGUUGGCGUCACCUUGGUGUUCUGAUGUUCUUCGCGAUCGUAGGUACGGCCCCUGGAUGGACACCAAUCUCGUCGUGCCGGAGGGCGCUCGUAGAUGCCGGGUGAUCUUCGACUACUUUCUCGACGCCGCGCUGAAGGUGAUCGCUGCACCUCCCAGUAGUACUUGCUCUUGGGGAUCUUUGGGGGGGUGGGUGGGCAUAUUUAUGCUCGAUGUGGCGCAGUUCUUGAUCGGGUGGUUGUGGGCUUCCGCAGGAUGACGACGCCUUCAUCGAAAAGAGCUUGGAAGAGAGCGAGACGGUGCAGGUGAGGGAGCAGCAAACCCAUGACAUCUCCAGGUUUAGGGUUCCCAUUGGGAGAUCUGAGCGGAGAGAGUGGUCGUUUUUUGGUGCAGAUGGAGGACGUUGAUCUGUGCGAAGGAGUCCAGAAGGGCCUAGAGUCUCCGGCUUACUGCAGCGGCAGAUACGCCCCGGGUGUUGAGCAAGCCAUGCAUCAUUUCCACUGCCUUCUCCACGAGAGCCUCACCAGACCGUAG
Molecule: messenger RNA, 2689 nt
Organism: Spirodela intermedia
Lineage: Eukaryota; Viridiplantae; Streptophyta; Magnoliopsida; Alismatales; Araceae
Source: the annotation of a GenBank genome assembly